UUCGCACAGCUCGUUGAUCAUGACAAUCCCAGUCUGGGCACGUUUCCUGCUCGAUACUGGUUCGAUAACACGUUCUGGAAAGGACCCGGAUCACCAGUUGUCUUUGAAACCCCGGGCGAAUUCGGUGCGGAGAUUUAUCUUGACACAGUCUUCAACUACAGCAUGGUCAGAGUCAUAGCGGAGAAGAUCGGCGCUUCUAUGGUUAUUCUGGAGCACAGAUACUUCGGCAAAUCGAUUCCGGUGGACAAUCUCACAACAGAGAACAUGAAGUAUCUGACGCUGGAGAAUUCGCUCAAAGAUCUCACGUACUUCGCACGCACUGUCGAACUGCCCUUUGUCAAGGAUGCUAGUCGUGGAAGUACCGCUGUAGAUGUGCCCUGGGUGAUGGUUGGAGGGUCGUAUGCGGGAGCUCUCGCAGCUUGGACGGCGACCCUUUUCUCGGGCACCUUCUGGGCGUACUAUGCGUCGAGUGCGACUGUACACAACCUCGUCGACUUCUGGCAGUACUGGACGCCGAUCCAAGAGAACAUGCCGCAGGACUGUCGUGGAGUUGCCACGACGUUGAUCGAUCACAUCGACAACAUUCUUACCUAUGGCACGGAGCAAAACGUCACCCACCUGAAGGCCCGUUUCGGGUUCCCGGCCAAGCUUUGCAACGAUGACUUUAUGGCUGCUCUUGCGGAUGGGGCCUAUAGCUGGGUCGAUCGGUACUUUUACAAGGAGGUUGGCGAUGAAUACCCGAGAAGUGUAUUCCUCGUCUGGUGCGAUUAUCUCACAAGUAACCACACCAAAGACUCUGCCAUAGCGCCCGCAGAUGUUGAGGCGGCUCUCAAUGGCUAUGUUCGAUGGUGGAAAGAGCUCGGUCGGUCCGAUGCCAGACAGUCCCUCGGGUGCUCUCCGGAUCAGACCGACUACCAAUGCUUCGCCUCGAGUAGCGACAACCCUAAGAAAUUGGACACGUCCCUGAGCAACGCCGAUGACAUCUCAUUCAUGUGGCAGGUCUGCAGCUGGCCCUUCGAGGAUUGGGUGACUGGCUCGCCUCCGGGUAUACCAACAAUCGUGUCGCGCUACAUCACGGUAGACUACAAGAUAAAAGAUUGCGCCUCCUUGUUUCCCACUGGCCCUAAUGGUCAAACAUAUGGCAUCGCCAAGGGCCUCACCCCAGACAUCGUCAACGACUAUACCGGCGACUGGACGACCGUCAACACCUCCCGUCUCAUCUAUGUCAACGGAGAGGCGGACCCGUUCAGGGAGAUCACCGUAUCGGCCGAUUCACGCCCCGGUGGACCGUUGAAGGACACUCCGGAAGUGCCCGUGAAGAUCGUGCCGCAUGGGUUCCAUGCCAGUGAUCUAUUAAUUCCGGAGGGCGAAGCCAACGAGGGUGUGAAGAAGGUGCAAGAGGAGGUCUUGGCGCAGUUGGUGGAGUGGGUCGGGGAGUGGCCUGGAGGUAGUCUACCACAGUGA
Zymoseptoria tritici IPO323 is the source of this 1464-nucleotide messenger RNA. RefSeq names its product serine carboxypeptidase (gene MgSCP5.2). Gene Ontology annotation, biological process: proteolysis. The record is from RefSeq and is a predicted model, not a curated record. Gene Ontology annotation, molecular function: dipeptidyl-peptidase activity; serine-type exopeptidase activity. The annotation marks the transcript as partial. Lineage: Eukaryota; Fungi; Ascomycota; Dothideomycetes; Mycosphaerellales; Mycosphaerellaceae. The transcript is spliced from 3 exons.